Panonychus citri (citrus red mite) is the source of this 2758-nucleotide messenger RNA. RefSeq names its product cubilin-like. The record is from RefSeq and is a predicted model, not a curated record. Bases 1219 to 2751 code for a protein of 510 amino acids. Lineage: Eukaryota; Metazoa; Arthropoda; Arachnida; Trombidiformes; Tetranychidae. The transcript has 5 exons.
GAAAAUGGUUGGAUAACAAUGAUUUUCUUUCUAUUAUUACGUAGAAACGAUUGUAUUUAAUAUAAUAGUUGAUAAGUUCAAUUAUCCAACUUAUAUUAUUAAGUUAAUACAAUUAAACAAUGAGAGAUGAUUAAUUAUCAUCAUGGGGAAUCCAAAUUACGAUUGAAAAUAUUGGUUUAUAUCCAAUUAAUCACUGAAUUUAUCUCGAAACUUGGUCGAGUAGCGGUCAAAGUGAACCCUUGACCAUCGAUGACGAUAAAAUUGGUCUUUUUGUAAGAGAUGGAGGUAUAAUACCAACAUACAAAUCGUCAGCAAAGACAACUCAUGAUCUACGAAAACAAUUAUCACAAUGAUGGUAAAUCAAUAGGCAGUAUCACUUUUGGUAAUUGUAUCCAUGGAAAAUAUAAAGCAAAUACUUUAUUCUUAUUGAUAUUUCGCUUCUAUUGGAAAGCUGGAUUGUUCACAUUAGUUUGACGAUCAAUCUUCCGGUAAUCAUAAGAGGACAAUUCGGCCUCUCUAAACUUCCAUUAUGAGUCCUCAAUCUAACUAAUGAAUUAAAUUCUGGUAUCAACUUUCGGGAUGCAAUUUAAUUCUAGUGCCUCAGAAUUCACGAGGUACACAGGUACUCUAAAGCAUUUGAGAUGCUUCGAUUCAUAAUUUCCACUGACUUAAUGGAUUCGGUCAACUUUUAAUGGAAAAUUGAAUAAUUAAAUUUCCUCAAAGUCCAGUUGAUAUUAAGAGAGAACUUUUUUACGACCUUGUGAAAAGAGAAUGGCAAAAGAAAACCUCUGAGAAGGAGGAAAUUUUCUCAUAAAUUCAAGAGAAAAACUCAAAGCUCAGUUCUAAAAAUCGAUGUACCAUCAAGAAGAAAACAUCGAUAUAUUUAUUUAAAUACUAAUAAUAACUCAUAGAGAGUUCCAAUUGGUUAAAAAUCUAAAUUUGAAAUCGAUUGAAGUUCUUGACCAUCGGCUAAACGAAAAUCUCAUUCUAAUGAAUUAGUAAAUGUUGUAUGAGAAUCUCCUAGAAAUCUUAAUCAAUCUUUACAAGAAUCGAGUUGAAUUUCAAGGUUAACAAUAAGUAAACUCAGAUGAACUUUUCUUCCAGAACCUGAAAGUUUAUAAUCAAGUUUUAUGAGAGAGUUUCAACUCAUCAAUGAUAUUUUUUUUCCCAGAAAAAGUUCUAAUGAAUUAAUCUUAAUGUUAUUUCAUGACUUAAGUUAUGGCUUCAAUUUCAAAUAUUAUUGUGCUUCUUGCUUUCAAUUUGCUCUACUCGAACCUCGUUCAAUCGUCAACGUACUCGAAGAAACUUAUUUUUCAACAAUAUAAUGAAAAUCCUCAUUCGAGACAAACUAAUGUCACAUCGAAGCUUUCGCAAAAAGUGGACUUAUUUAGAGAUAGUGUUGGUAGAUUUUCUAGAACGCAAUCAAUUAAUAAAUUAGAACAGGAUUCAUGUUCAUGUAAUUCGUGUCUCAAUGGACCUUCUUGUCGUGUUGAAAAUAAAAUUAGAUCAAGUCGAGUUUAUUCUGAUGAAGAUACUGAGGAUGAUCAAUCGAAUGUUCAAUGUGGGGAAGUCUUGAAUUCGCCGAACGGAAUUGUGACCUCACCGAAUUAUCCUAAUCCAUUCAAUGUCUCUGGUGAAUGUCUUUGGAAGAUUAAAACAUCAGAUGGAUCUCGAUUGGUUGUUAAUCUAAUUGAUUUGGAAUUAGAUUCUUCUCUUAAUUGUACUCGAAAUGUGCUAAUCGUUUACGAUGGACCAACUGAUCAAGACUCUCAACUAUUAGUUGCUUGUAAUCAGAAGCAACUGGCUGAUAGUUUGAUUACUUCAAGAGGCAAUGAGUUGACAAUCAAGUUAAUCACAAACGGAUCAAUGAAUUAUUUCAAAGGUUUUAAAUUUUAUUAUGAAACUGAUUGUAAUAAUUUCAUUGAAGACAUAAGUGGAUCAAUAGAGAGUCCAGUCUAUCAGAACUCAAAGAGUCUUAAUUGCUCUUGGACAAUUAAAGUACCAAAAGGAAACAAUAUAAGUUUGGUCAUUGAGAAGUUUAAAUCAGCUGAUUCUUCAUGUUCAUCGAGUUACUUAUCAUUCAUUGGCAAUCAAUCAACCAAAACCUUCUGUCAAUCAGUUGAUUACACAGAUUUCGACCCAAUUUUAAUCGCUGAUAAUCAAGUACAAAUCAAUUUUGUCCAUCUUAAUCCUGGUAAUCAAUCAUAUUUCCGAUUAGAGUGGAAACUAGUUGGAUGUGGAGGUGAAAUUAUUGAAAGUGAAGGUGAAUUGGUUUCUCCAAAUUAUCCUGAUUCUUAUCCAAAUGGAUUAAAUUGUCUCUGGAGACUCACAGGUAGACCUAAUCAGGCGAUUAAAAUCUCCAUAGACGAAUAUCAUAUCGAGAGAAAUGACUCGUUGCAGAUAUUUGAUGGACCGAACACAAGAUCACAUCGACUUUUGAACCUUUCAGGUCGCCUACAUGAACCAAUUAGUUUAAUGACCAUAAGGAAUCAAGCAACAAUAUCUUUCGGAGUUGAUGAACGUUUCAAUGGAAAAGGAUUCAAAUUAUCUUAUCAAAUCCAUAAUAAUAAUUAUGGUUGCGUGAAUACCUUUCGUACAAUGAAAGGUUCAUUUGCUUCCCCUGGUUACCCGAAUCGUUUUGCUAGACCGAGUUCAUGUGAAUAUUUCCCGAAUAUGAAAACAGAUACGUUUCAGUUACAAUUGAAGAUCUGGAUAUUCCUUGGUCAGUUAAUUGUACUGACCAUUAUGUAAGCUUUUC